AUGACCGUACAUGUAGCGGUCCACCUCACCUCCUCUCCUGCGGGCCGGAUGGAUGGAGCUCCAGGACACCCCUCCUCCCCGCCCCACGGCUCGGCUCUCCAUCCCCGUGCACCAAGCAGCCGCUCCGGGGUCCGCGCCUCUCGCUCUCCCCUCUCUCCUGGUUCUCUGCCUCCGUCACUGUCUGAUCCACAUUGGGAGAUGGGAUCCAGAGCUCCGGCAGGUUCCCCGACGCUUGACAGGUCUAGUGUAGCCGGCCCAGGGAGCGCUGAAGCCGGGCAGCUGAGCAGUGAGGCGCCGCUGUACUGGCGGAGCUCCGACGUCAGCGCAUUCUAA
Molecule: messenger RNA, 333 nt
Organism: Knipowitschia caucasica
Lineage: Eukaryota; Metazoa; Chordata; Actinopteri; Gobiiformes; Gobiidae
Source: the annotation of a GenBank genome assembly